Agelaius phoeniceus (red-winged blackbird) is the source of this 1016-nucleotide messenger RNA. RefSeq names its product basic helix-loop-helix family member a15 (gene BHLHA15). Gene Ontology annotation, biological process: positive regulation of transcription by RNA polymerase II; axon development; sensory organ development. Gene Ontology annotation, molecular function: DNA-binding transcription factor activity, RNA polymerase II-specific; E-box binding; protein dimerization activity. Gene Ontology annotation, cellular component: nucleus. NCBI's taxonomy places the organism in Eukaryota, Metazoa, Chordata, Aves, Passeriformes, Icteridae. The record is from RefSeq and is a predicted model, not a curated record.
ACAGGGUGUUAAAUGUGUUGGUAUUUGACUGCUCUCUCUGGUUUCUCUUGACCACUCCAGUCUGUUGCUCCUGAUCCCCCCACAAUCUGUUUGCUCCUUGCACAUGGAUAACACCUUCCUGGGACUCCCAGCAGCUUAGCUGGGGCUCUCUAAGCACAUUGACAAUUAAUACCAAUCCAUCCAACAAAACAUGAAGACUAAAACAAAAGGAAAGAAACAAAGGCAAACCACUGACAAAGAAACGUUUUCCGAAGAGCCAGCAAUGAGAAAAAAGGAACUGGUGAAAUGUUUGCGACGCAAAGAAAGGAGGAAUGGGGGGAACAAGGAGAGCAACAAGAGCCCCACAGGCAGAGGCAGGCGUGCUUGGAGCAGCAAGGACAGGCUGCUGAGGAGGCUGGAGAGCAACGAGCGCGAGAGGCAGAGGAUGCACAAGCUCAACAACGCCUUCCAGGCCCUGCGCGAGGUCAUCCCUCACGUGAGGGCCGAGAACAAACUUUCCAAAAUAGAGACUCUCACUCUGGCCAAAAACUACAUUAAAUCCUUGACCUCCAUUAUACUCAAUAUGUCCAACGGACACUUUCCAGCAGUAGAAGGGAUGGGGGCAGCCUGGGGAUCCAAAUUGUACCAGCAUUUUCAACAGCAGCAUGGGGAGGAUGACCAUGAGGAAAAUCUACAGAAAUGUUCCACAUAGAUUCAUAACUUCAGCCAAAACACCAACUGCCAGAUACUACUGUCAUUGUUUUUCCUUCUUACAUCAUAAUACAUGUCAUUACCUAGAGGUUUAAUGAGAUUAUUUUUGCCUCCAGUCUCUCCUUUUCUUUUCUGAAAAAGACAAACAGAUAACCCUCGUGACUAUAGUUUAUAUGUCACAUUAAAAAUUACCUUAAACCCUCAGAAUUUCUCAGAGCAUAAUGAAUGUGUUUGUGUGGUGUGCCAGGGUCUGGAACACUAUCCUGUAACACUGGAGUUGACUUGAAAAUGUGAUUUAGUAACUUCUGAAAAUUAUCCCACCUGGA